GGAAGCAGUCCUCUCUCUCAUUCACCAGCGUCACAGUCUGCCUGCCAUGGCGGGAAGGCGUCCGCCACAGCCACCGCCGCCUGUACAGGACCUGGAUAAGGGCUCCCUAGAAAUAACCCAGAGUACCGAUGAUGACCCUCUGCUUGAUGCACCCCUCCUUCCACCUCAUGCAUUGCAUUCCAGAUUGCGUCCAAGGUUCCAUGCAAUCCCUACAGUCUGUGUGGCCAAUAUGUUGUUGCUUUUGCAUGUUGCUUUUGUUGUUUUGGCUUUCGUAGCAGGCAUGUGUUGCUCAUAUUCUGAUUCAAGUGAAGAUGUCUGCCCUGGAGGCUACACUUAUCCACUUAAGUUACAAAGUGUUAUAAUCUUUGCCAAGGUGAUCCUCUGGAUUCUCCAUGUGUUCCUUGAACGAUACAUUCACUUUCACCACAGCAAGGUUAGAAACAAAGGCUAUCUUCUGAUUUACCGGACCACAAGACACCUUAAAAGACUACCUCUGCUAAUUCAAUCUACUGGUAAUGCAGCUUUAUUGCUGAUAAUGUCAGCCCAGCAUUCCUUUCCUAAUCACAAUAAAAUGUAUCUCUGCUUCAUCCUGGGAAUCUUGAGUGCGGAGCUAAUACUUUCGUUGAUAUGUCUUGUUAUCUACACAGUGAAGAUAAGCAACUUUAAUCGAGCAAAACCAAGACCUGAUAUAAUAGAAGAAGAGAAGAUGUAUUCUUAUCCUAAUCAUAUUACCUCAGAAAUUGGAUUCAGGGACACCUCAAGCUUGGAAGAAAUAGUUGAGAAACAAGGAGAUGUGAUUGAGUACCUUCAACGACACAAUGCCCUACUUAGUAAGAGGCUGCUGGCAUUAACAUCCCAGCAGGGCAGAGGUUAAUGAUGGCCAUAAAGCAAGUGGCUGAAUGAUGUAAGAAAUGCUGGAAAACCUAAAUAUUGAUUUAUCUUCUGGAAGCAAAAAAUGUUGUUUCUGUAAAUUGAACUACAAACUGCUAAUCCAGGUUCUCAACAGCUGUAGGCUUUUUUCUGGCAUGGUGCUGAAGCCUUUUUUUAAAGGACAUAUAUUUUAAAGACAUAAUUCCUUUUAAAAAAAUCCUGUAUUUCAGGAAACUGACAUUAGUCAGGGUAACCCUUUGCUAUUCAUUCAGUUGUCAAUGCUUCUUGGACUUUUCAAACACACUAUUGCAAAUUACCAAAGAUCUUUGUGAUAGUUUAAGAAUCAGUCCUUUUCCAAACCAAUAUGGAGUAAACGUUUUGUUACCCAAAAUAUUCUCAGGAUUAAUAUUACAAUUGAUAUGGCUAUCAUACAAAUUUUUAAAUAAGGAAUUAAGGAUUAUUGCUGUGUAUACUACAGUGUAAGCGGAUGAAUCUGUUAUAUAGCCCUGUUGAUAGUGACCUUCCUUUAUGGAAAGGUGAACAGUUUUCCAAGAACACAGUCACCAUUGAAACCUUGGUGAAUUAGUGAGAUUUCAACAGUAUUCAUUGACAUCAAGUAGCAUUGUUAAAUUCAGGGACUGAUCCAAAGGUGAAUAGUAACAUUAUCAUAUAAAGUCAGAAACAGAAAGAAUAAGGUAAUAGCGGCUAAUCUGGAACAGCGGUGCAGACAGCAACUAAUGUACAAUAUAAGAAUACCAAGAUGAGUCCAGUUAUAUGAAAAGUAAGUUUUUCUGGUUUCAUCAAAUAAUUAGAGGAGUCCAAUGAUCAGGAAAAUCAUGAUAAUUUAAAGGUUUGAGGACUUGUUGCUCACUAUCCCAUUUUCUCUUAUUCCCCCCUUCUAUUUUUUUCUUUCUUUGCAAACUGUUUUGUAUAUUUCAAAGUAUCUUGUAGUAUGACAAAAGUGAUCAUAAUUAAGGGCAAUUGAAUGCCUAUAAACCUAAGAACAUCCUUGUUAGCAUGUUGCAGCUAGAGUUUUUGUAUCUUAACUGUUCACUUUUCUUAAAUUUCAUGGAGGAACUGUUUCCAAUGUGAAUGAGCAACAAGUAUGUCUUGCUUAAUAGCCUUAAAUUCUCUUGAUAAUUUCUUCUUUACUCCUAAAUAUGGAGUAUACACAGACACAGAAGAAAUAAAACUCGGUUUACAGGAAUUCCCACAUCCUUGAUUCUCUGAAAUUUGGAAAUGGAAAUCAAAUUUUAAUGGAAAAAGCCCCCACCCCCUUAAAACCUGCUGCAACUGCUAACAGCCAAUAUUUUAGCAUAUAUGAUAUCCAGUGACUUUCAUUUUUGAAAGUGUUAGUGUUUAAAAUCUAAGUGGAGGUCUUAACCCUCACAAAUGCAUAGCUUCAAGUCUGUGGUUUAUUGUCUCUGAUGCUACUUGUUGGGAUACAUUCUACUUUUAAGCUCUCCUUCCAGCUACAAGCAGCUGUCAGUUGUCUGCUGUACCUCUUUGCUGUUGUCAACAAAGCUGGUUUUGGUGUGUAUAUCCUAGUCAGUAUUUCCAUAAAAAGACAAACAUUUAAAUAGGAGGAUACUAUGAAUAUGUGCUGUGAUCUUAUUUAGCAAGAAGAAAAGUAUACCACCCUGUUAUACUUGAUGUGAACUGACUUGUUACUCCACUUCCAAUGGAACAGGUUUAUAAUAUUGCAUAAGGGAUGGUAUAAGAGCACUGUAACUGGCUGCUUCUAACACUAAUAUGUUUUUGCCUUUUAAGCUGUGCAUUACACACAGCUGGGAUUUUAUAUGGAAGCUAAGGAAGGCAUAACUUUCCUUUUAAAGGACACUCAGGUUUUGUAUGUAACUCAUUCUGGUUUUUGUACUAAAUAUCAUGAAAUAAUAAAUGCAACAAAUCCCCUUA
Sceloporus undulatus (fence lizard) is the source of this 2784-nucleotide messenger RNA. RefSeq names its product transmembrane protein 192 (gene TMEM192). Gene Ontology annotation, cellular component: late endosome; lysosomal membrane. The coding region runs from base 47 to 874 and encodes 275 amino acids. The record is from RefSeq and is a predicted model, not a curated record. NCBI's taxonomy places the organism in Eukaryota, Metazoa, Chordata, Lepidosauria, Squamata, Phrynosomatidae. The transcript is spliced from 6 exons.